Nicotiana tabacum (common tobacco) is the source of this 1816-nucleotide messenger RNA. RefSeq names its product DNA-dependent metalloprotease WSS1. The record is from RefSeq and is a predicted model, not a curated record. Gene Ontology annotation, cellular component: nucleus. Lineage: Eukaryota; Viridiplantae; Streptophyta; Magnoliopsida; Solanales; Solanaceae. Gene Ontology annotation, molecular function: metallopeptidase activity. Gene Ontology annotation, biological process: DNA repair.
GCUUCCAUUAUGUAGUAACUUUAGGAGAUGGUCUAGUCUAUGGAUCGACACUUUUGAAAUUAUGAUUAGAUAAGUCAAUUCUUCCAUAUAGUAAAAGGGAACACACAGUGCUCAUGCAAUGUUGGGAAGAGAAACUGCGAUAAUAGUGAAGCAUGCCACUUUAAUCUGCUCAUAAUACAAAAUAGAUUAAACAAAGGAAUUGUCUUGAAGUUUAAUAUGUGCUCGAAGUAAUAUGAGCAUGGAUCACAGAACACUAGGGAAAGAAAAGAAAAGAGUAUACGGAGACGUUUUCAAGAUACUAUUGCCAUCAUUUCCAGAAAAAGUCAGAAAUUGUUGUCUAAGAACUUUAGCCCCUUAUACUUGACGCAUCAGGAUGGAAGAUUAUGUAUGGUGUAAUGGAGGGAUUAGAGUUGUCUGUUGUUGUGUGUUGUGACUUGUUUAUAUUGCUAUAUUCUCCAGCUGUAACAUGCAUUGGAUGUGUUGUGUUUCUCCCCUUUGUGCAUCGGCAUUUUAAGGAGAUAGAGAUUGUUCCCUGUGAAUAUAUGUUAAGCCAUACUUGCAUCCAGCUUGGUUGUGGUUUUCCACCAGCCACAUGGAUCUUAAUGAUCUAAACAAAGUCUGGGAAGUCAAACCUUUGAAGAAGGUACGUGAUGAUGAGGCAAGAGAAAUUCUUGAAAAGGUAGCGAAGCAAGUGCAACCUAUAAUGCGCAAACGGAAAUGGAAAGUCAAGGUGCUCUCUGAAUUUUGUCCUGCCAAUCCAUCACUUUUAGGACUCAACAUAGGAGGAGGUGCAGAGGUUAAGCUUAGAUUGCGGCGACCAAACAAUGAGUUGGACUUCUUCCCUUAUACUCAAAUUCUUGACACCAUGCUUCAUGAACUCUGCCACAAUGAAUAUGGCCCGCAUAAUGCUGAUUUUUAUAACCUAUUGGACGAAAUCAGGAAGGAAUGUGAAGAGCUUAUGGCUAAAGGAAUUACAGGUACUGGACAAGGAUUUGAUCUCCCCGGAAAGCGAUUGGGUGGGUUUUCUCGACAACCUCCAUUGUCAUCAUUGCGGCAGAAAGCACUGGCUGCUGCAGAAAACAGAUCACGAGUUGGAGCACUUUUGCCAUCGGGGCCUAAGCGUCUGGGGGGUGAUAGUAGCAUCAAGGCUGCACUCACCCCAAUUCAGGCUGCCGCUAUGGCUGCAGAAAGGAGGUUACACGAUGAUCUGUGGUGCGGCUCCAAAAUGGUAGAGAGCAAGGGACCCUCUGAAAGCUCUAAAACUUCAGUAGGACCAAAGUCUGAUCAUAUUUCAGUUCUAGGAACCGAUCCUCAGAUAAUGUGGGAAUGUUGUGCAUGUACUUUAUUGAAUCAGCCGCUAGCGCUUCUAUGUGGAGCUUGUGGAAUCCCGAAGGAUAGAGGAAAUGACGCAAAUGCAGCAAAAGUCUGGUCUUGUAAGUUUUGCACGCUGCAUAAUAGCCACGAGAUUGACCGGUGCUUAGCUUGUGGAGAGUGGAGAUACUCUUAUGGUUCACCUGUUUCAACCACUGGUCCUCAUAUUGGCACCUAAAACACGAGAAGCGAAGAAUUUUAAAUUACAGGCGGACUUUAGUACAGGUCAGACGUUAUUUAUUAAAUUAAUUGCAAAUGUGUAUAUGGUGUAAUUAAGUGGCCGUAUUCACCCUCCUUAUUGCCUAUUAUGCUCGAGAAAACAUCUGUGAAUUUGUUAAUAUGAUGUUGAGUUGUUGGUAGUCAUUUAAGGCCUAUAAUGAGCUGUGUGCCUGUGUUAGAGAAAAAUAGUAAUUAAACUAUUAAAGUAGUUGGUAUCAGAACUUGA